This is a messenger RNA of Bombus pascuorum, 7209 nucleotides long. RefSeq names its product activin receptor type-2B (gene put). NCBI's taxonomy places the organism in Eukaryota, Metazoa, Arthropoda, Insecta, Hymenoptera, Apidae. Gene Ontology annotation, biological process: protein phosphorylation; cellular response to growth factor stimulus; activin receptor signaling pathway. The transcript is spliced from 9 exons. Gene Ontology annotation, cellular component: activin receptor complex; plasma membrane. Bases 553 to 2148 code for a protein of 531 amino acids. The record is from RefSeq and is a predicted model, not a curated record. Gene Ontology annotation, molecular function: metal ion binding; activin receptor activity; activin binding.
UUAUGAUUAAUCUGCGGUGCAUCUGGCAUGUAGCUUUGCAACUCUUUAAUCUUAGUUGAUUUUUUCCAAUUUUUGCGAACGAUAUUGCAUCCAAGGUGUAUUCAAAACUAAAAAAUUUGCUUGCUCAUUCUUGAAGCUAAAUGUAAUAACUCGAAAGUGACUAAAAUCGAAAUGUUCUAGUGGUCAAAAUAUGACAUAAAUCCAUGGUGUGUGCGUUCCGACAUAAACGUGGGAGAGGAGAGGAAGAGAGAUGUGUUGGUGGAUGAAUUACUACAAUUUGCUUAAUAGCUAAUAGACUCAAUUUCUUUAUUUUUCUUUUUUUAAUUUGUUACGGUUUCGACGUACUCAUACGGGAAAGAUGGUGCCGUAGAAAGUCAUAUUUGAGAAAGAGGCAUACACGAUGGUGUGGAUUACGUAGAAAUAACCCAGAUGUGACGGCUAAGCGCGAAUCCCGGACCUUGCGCACCAAAGUCCGGCGCUUUAGCCACGGUCGUGAACACCGUGCGUCUAGACUUUAAAAAUUUCUGGUAUGCUUUUUACGAUCUGUUCACGAUGUCCUUAUAUGCGACGAUACUGCCAUAUCUCAUCCUAAGAUUGUUAGGAUUUACAUUAGGACAUGAUGUCAAGGGUUCAUCAGUUUGUGAAUUUUAUAAUGAAACAAUGUGUGCAGAAUCCCAGCAGGAAUGCUCGGGAAGAGAAGAAUGUGGGCCACAUGAUCCUGGCAAAAGAAAUCACUGUUAUGUGCUAUGGAAAAUUGACAAUGUUACUAAGAAAUCUAUAAUUAAAUUAAAGGGAUGUUUUUUGGAUAGUAAUGAUUGCUAUGAUAGGCCACAUUGUAUUGAAAACAGUGCAGAAAGAAAAAAAGAAUUAUUUUUCUGUUGUUGUGAUGGUAACAUGUGCAAUCAGAAUUUCACAUGGGAUCCACAUCCAACUUCUUCUUCUAAACCUAUUCAACCAUCUGUUUUUCAUGAAUCAGAACCUGUUCCAAAUACAGAGCAACAAAUAAUAACACUUGUUUUGUCAAUAUCGAUACCUAUGCUAAUACUUGUUAUUAUAUUGCCACUCUUAUAUUGGUGUUACCGACGUCGGAAGUCGGGAUAUUUCAACGAGGUUUGGAAGGCAUAUGUACCAACACUAGAGCCUCUGCCACUGCCGCAACCGUCUCCUAAUUUAGGAUUGCGGCCGAUACAAUUGCUUGAAAUAAAAGCUCGUGGUCGUUUUGGUGCUGUAUGGAAAGCACAAUUGAAAAAUGAGAUUGUUGCUGUCAAAGUAUUUCCAAUACAAGAUAAGCAAUCAUGGCAAACUGAACAAGAAAUUUUUAAACUUGCCCACAUGGAUCAUGAAGAUAUAUUACGUUUCAUUGGCGUUGAAAAAAGAGGUGAUAAUUUACAAGCUGAAUUCUGGUUGAUCACUGCAUACCAUGAAAAAGGUUCACUAUGUGAUUAUUUAAAGGCAAAUGUUGUUACAUGGCCUGAGAUGUGUAGAAUAGCAGAAUCUAUGGCAAGGGGUUUGAUGCACUUGCAUGAAGAAAUUCCAGCCAAUAAAGCAGAUGGAUACAAACCUGCUGUGGCUCAUAGAGAUUUUAAGUCAAAAAAUGUUUUGCUUAAAGCUGAUAUGAGUGCUUGUAUAGCAGAUUUUGGUUUAGCAUUGAUAUUUCAUCCUGGGAAACCUUGUGGAGAUACUCAUGGACAGGUUGGAACAAGAAGAUAUAUGGCUCCAGAAGUUUUGGAAGGAGCAAUUAAUUUUACAAGAGAUUCGUUUUUACGAAUCGAUAUGUAUGCCUGUGGUCUGGUGCUCUGGGAGUUAGCUUCGCGAUGCACUGUACAAGAUGGACCAAUUGGGGAAUAUAGAUUACCAUUUGAGGAUGAAGUAGGUCUUCAUCCCACUUUGGAAGAUAUGCAAGAAAGUGUUGUGCAUAAAAAAGAAAGGCCAAUCAUUUUAGAAACAUGGCGUAAACAUCCUGGACUGCAAUCAAUUUGUGAUACAAUGGAAGAGUGCUGGGAUCAUGAUGCCGAAGCACGUCUUUCAGCUUCUUGUGUAAUGGAAAGGGUUGCCACAUUGAGUAGGACGCUUGUUUUAAAUUCGUCAACGUUGAUACGAGUUGAUAAUACCAACGAGACUAUUACCACUAAGGAAUCUAGUAUGUAGUUAAUCUACAUGUAUUAUAGUUUUAGUUAAAUUGCACAACCAUUUUCUGUAUCAUAAUUUUAUGCAUACAUCAAUGAGGAAUGUUAAAACAUUGCAUGCUAUUUUGUAAUGAUUAUUUUUUAUCUUUUUAUUGGUUUUUCUUUUUUUGUUCUAAAUUAAAAUAAGUCUUAAUGUUUUAAAGCAACGUAAAUCAUCGCGAACAAAAUUGUUUUCGUUAAUUAGAUACUACAGUAUCAAGUAGAAAUAUUUUUACGAAUAUAACUUUUUUAAAUAAUCGUUAUUUAUUAAAUGUAAUUAUUAUCUCAAUGUAGUACUCAUCUCUGGAUUACUUGUAUAUAAAUCAUUCACGUAUAUAUAUAUAUUUAUAUAUAUAUAACACUAAAAUUUUAUAAUUAAUAUAGUUUAUUAAAUAUUAGUAACUAUUUUAUAUAAAAAUUUGGAAUCAAUUGAAUCAAUUCUUCAUUCGUAUUGUAUACAUAAAACUAGGGAUCUACGAUGAAAAACAAGAACUUUAUUGCUAAAUUUACAUUUCACUUAUAAAUCUCAUUUAAGUAAAAAUUACAAUGCAAUUAGAAAUACUUCUUUAUAUGUACAGUAUUAUUGAUAAACAUAAAUGUUGAGAUUCUUAUCCUUUAGUUUUUACCGAAAUGAGUUCCAAGUUAUUGUAUCAAAUGAUAAAAUACAUACUAUUAAUACCUUUUUGUUUGUUUAUGCAGUUGUAUUCCUCAUUGAUAUUAGCAAUCGCGCAGUAAUAGGUCAGAGAUAACAAAAUGAAUUAAACACUAGCCAAGAUGAUAUUCAAUGCAUAAUUUUUAUCUGUAAAGUCUUAUCAUAUGUGAAUUGUUACAAAGAUAACUCAACAAUUUUAUACAAAGUACCUGGUAGAAACAGUCAACUUAACUGAUUGGAAGCCAUGAGGAAUUUAUUAGAACUUCUGCACGAAGUAGAUGACUAUUUUAAUUAUUUUGCAUUUUAAAGAGUAUAAUAUUUAAGGUGACUAAUUUAUUUCGCAAAAUAAGAUUUUUUCCAUGAUCUCUUUUAAUUUUAUGUUAUAUAUAAUAUAAUGUAAGAAGUGAAGAAAAAUUUAUUAAAAGCACAUUGCGUAAAUACAUAAUUAUAUAUAUCUUAUUUAUUAAAUUUAAUAAUUUUCUUAUUAAUUCGAAGUAUAUAAAAUGUACAUUAUAAAACUAUAUUAAACAAUCAAAAUUAAUACUGCAUACUGUUCAUGGAUUAAAUUUUAUUAAGCCUAGUAAAAGUCUUCCUUAUGUAUUUUACUUUCAAGUAUAAUGAUUUCAUUAUAGCAGCACACAGUUUUCUUGAAGAAAGUGAUUUCUAAUUAUUAUAUACAUGAUCUAGCUUUGAAAUAAAUCUUGCAUCCAGUGUGUUCACAGUGGUUAUGUAAGAGAAGUCUUGAAUACAUAAUUUUAUAUAUAUGUAUGUGUUAUUUAUAUGUUGAAAUUAUUAAAUGAAACGGAGCAUUUUGUAUGAACCAAUUUUCUAUGAUAUGUACAAUUUUUCUAUGGCAUAUAUUGUCUAACUAAAAAAUAUUUUCACUAGAUUCAGUUUUCACACACAGAUACACACAAUGUUGUUUUUCAUAUUAUAAGUAUUAUAUUAUAAUUUCUUCCAAUUUUAUUGAAGACUGUAUAACGAGACUGGAUAAUCUUUAAAACGGUCGUGAAAAUAUUUAAUUUAUUUGUUCACUAAUAAUUCCGUAAUAGUGGUCUAAGAGCGACAAUAUAGAAUUGUUUUUAAGAAAACGAUGGUUAUUCAAGAUGCACGUUUCGGACGAUACUGUUUUAUUUAAAUAGCGAUUUGAAUGUAUCAAUUCUAAACAAAUGAUUUCUCUCACUUGCUCUGAUUUAUUUUGGUUAAAAAAAUUAGUUAAAAAAAGCAAAGUUCCAUUACAAAUCAAAUUUAUGUUAUAAUAGUCUUUUAUUUUGUGAAUAGCCAAAUUUUUGAACUUAAUGAAAGUUGAUAUGACCAAGAUUGGAUAGUUGCAUUACACAAGCUAUGAUAAUCAGUAUAAAAUUUAAGUAUUGUAACAAUAAAUAAGGCCUAACUGAAUUUUAAAUAUUUUCCAUAAUUCACAAUUAUAAUUUCUCAGAGCAAGUAGAGAAUCAGUAGGUUGUUUUAUCUCUCAUGUUGGACUUUAGCAGUGCCAAAAGGGUAAUAUAUGCACACACUAUAGCUUCACCUUUGUAUAUUAAUUUGUAGCUAAGUAAGAUACUGAAAUCGGUAACAUGUACCUAUUAAUCUCUAACAUGCAAUGUUAUAAAUGAGAAAUUAACCUGUAAUUGAUUAUAUACUAUUUUAUUAAAUUUUAUUUUAUUUUUUUAUUAUUUUCUAAAAAAGCAAGAACUUUAUGUAUAAUAUCCAUCUUUACAAUGCAAUAUAAUUAUAGUAAUGUUGAUUUAUCAAAUGAAUCAUAGUUUAUUUAGCAGUUAGUACACAAUUAUUUAUCACACAAUCUUAUAUAUGGAAAUCAAUUAUGGGUUAAUUAUAACAUUAUCUAGAAUUUAACAAAUUUUUGGACUUUUACAUAUCGAAAAGCAGGUGACUGCAUUUAUGAAGAAAUUUUUUAUUUCAUAUAUGCUGUAUAUGCUGCGAAUUUUAUUUGUAAAAACUGUGUAAUAGGAAUGUUAUAAUCUCAUCAUUGCUAAUUGUUAUGUAAUUACAUAAUUCAACAAUAUCUUCGUGUAAAAAGUUAGGAAACGGUGCAUUUGACAAAGAAAUCGGUCUAUUCUCAUAAGACUGAAUUAUGAAUAAAACAGUUAUCUACAAUAAAGAGAAAAAGAAGAAUGUUUGCAAUUUUAUGCUGUUCAGCAUAUAUUGAUUUUAAGAGAGUGCAAUGGUGAGGUAAUAUUUUGAAACACAUUGUAUAUAAAUAGAUACACAAAUCAUAGGCAUGCAUACAACGUAUCACGUUACAUUGCUUAUCUUUUAUUGAAUCAUAUCCCAUGAAUAUAUAAAGAAGUUAGGUUUUAAUAUUGACAGUACCGCAAUGGCAUUCCAGUCACAUAUAAUAUAUUGUAUAUUAAUGUAAAUCAAUAUUAUAGUUUCUGAUUUCUAAGGCUAUAGCAAUUCUUAUUGAUGUCGCCAAUAUAAAUUAAGAGAUUUAUUCUUAAUAUUUUGUCAUUUAAAUUACUUUUUUGCUAUUUGGUUACAUCAUAUUUUUGAAUUUUGUUAUUUAAUCUCAUAUAAAACUACUAAAAAAUGUCAUGAAACAUAACUGAAAAAAUAUACUCCAAAAAGAUUUUUAUUUAGAAGAUAUUAAUUUUACCAUUUAGUUAUAUACUCACACAUUAGUCCAAUGCAAAGUUUCUUUGUCUCGUGAGAUAUAAAAUAUCUGAUAAAAUCAUAUUUGUAAAUAUGAUGAACGUUUUUUGUAAUAUUUAGUAUUAAAGUAUAAAAAUACUUCCGAUACCAUAAUUUGUUUCAUAUCAUACAUGAUAUAUGUAUAUGUAAUCAUAUUGUCUAGUUUUGGCAUUGUUGUUACUACUGAUAUACAAUUUUGAGUAAUUCAUUGUGUAAUACAUUUUUGGUAAACUUUGUUUGAUUAUAUAUCUUUUGUUUGAAUUGCAUUGUAUUAUAAAUAGCCUAAUCAGACAUAUUUUAUAUCUGCAUUCAGUCUAAGAUAGGAGAUUUGUAAAUAGGAUUUAGUGAAAUGUAAUUUUUAGAAAUAAGACCAUUAAAGAAAAAGGUAAUUUCUUACUUAUAAUUUAAGUAUAAUGUGACUCAUAGCAAUAGAAUGUUCCUAUGCACAUUGGAUGUAACUGUUUUCAAAAUUAUAUUGUGUAGUAACAGAUUUUUGUAACAUUGGCCUGACAAAUUUUUUAUACAAUAAGAAUAUACAAGAAAAUGUUAUUUCAAACGAAUGAAGUAACAGAUGAAAUGUAUCAAUUCUAGCAGAAAUAAUCGUUUCCAUAAAAUUGUAUGCAAAGGAGUGUUGGUUGCAGAUAAAGUUCCUCAUCUGAAACGAUCAUGGUAUCGAUCGUAGACAUUAACAUUAUAGAAGAGGGAAUAAAAAAAGCGGUGCUUGGAAAGAUAAUAUAAAAUAUAAAAUUUUUUAAUAUCUAAAUAUGUAGAUAACAUCGCCUUUGUUUGUAAUAAAAUAGCGUUAUUAAUGUGUUAUGACCGAAAACGAAUUAACAUUUGUCAUACCAUUACAACAAUUUAUUUUGUCGAUAAUGUAACAUAUAAUAUAAUUGCAUAGUUAAAAGCACGCAAAAUAAACAUUUUAAUAAGUGAGAUAAUUAAAAUUGGUUUACCAAAGUUUGCAAAAAGCAGGAACACAUUUAAAAAGCAUAUCUAAUAAAUAUGAAAAGUUUAUUUAUAAACAUAUAAUUAGUAAUACGUUUUUUCUGUUUGCCGCUUAUUUUAAGCCAUAAUUUUCUUUUUCUCAGAUACCUUUAAUUGUACCAAAUCUGUUUAAUUUGCAUAAAUAGGUAACAUAAUUUAAAAUAAUUCAGAAGGUAUUUAAGAGUUUUAAAGAAUUUAUAUUUUUAGACAGUGCGGAGUAAUAUUUCUUUUAAUUUAUACACUAUAUUUAUUAUUUAUAUUUAUUCGUUUAUUUACACUACCUUCAUAUUCUAAAUAAAUAAGAUGCCUUACAGGGAAUAUACUGAUGUACGGAGGAAAUAUACAGGGAUACAAUUACAAUUUUAGAUUUUAUUUGAUUACAUUGUAUGCUUCAGCACACUAAAGAAUACAUGAAGCAAGUAAAAAAAUGUGAUUGUUGCGAACCACAAGCACGCGAUGUAAUAAUUUAUACACCAGAUAAAACUAAACGAGAUAUCUGUUAAUCGUGCGAUGUACGGAAUAGAUAAGACUAAAAUAUAAGUUAGAAGAUUAAAAAUAAAAUUCAACGUUAUCGCACAGUCGCAUUAAUAAACUUACCUAUACACUAUGAUCACAGUUACAUUCAUAAUUAUUGUAAGUUAUUAUAUGUCAUUAUCGUCUUUAUCAUCAUUAUUAUCAUAUUUUACUGUAUAUAUGUACAUUCUGGUUAUAAAUAGGUGUAUGUUCAAUUAAUUAAAUAUAAUCUGGUUUGAAAGCCUA